Cinclus cinclus is the source of this 3680-nucleotide messenger RNA. RefSeq names its product protein phosphatase 6 regulatory subunit 2 (gene PPP6R2). Gene Ontology annotation, cellular component: cytosol; nucleus. Gene Ontology annotation, molecular function: protein phosphatase regulator activity; protein phosphatase binding. NCBI's taxonomy places the organism in Eukaryota, Metazoa, Chordata, Aves, Passeriformes, Cinclidae. The coding region runs from base 290 to 3157 and encodes 955 amino acids. The transcript has 24 exons. The record is from RefSeq and is a predicted model, not a curated record.
CGCGGCGCCGCCGCCAUUUUGGAGCCGCCGCCGCUGCCGCUCCGCCGCCGCUGCCCGCGCAGCCCCGGCCGGCCCAGCCCGCGGGCACGGCCCGCAGCUUGGCCCGGCAGCGCCCGAGGGCAGCCCGGUACCCGCAGGAUUGGAAUCUUGCAAAGAAAUUCACACUGGAUGAAAACAAUUCGCUGAAGCUGGGUCUAUUCCAGGAACUGUAACCCAAAUGUUUCUCUGUUCGUGGAAGAGAUUUCACAUUUGAAGAAACUUCUACUGAAGGCAGUCGUGUCCCAUCACCAUGUUCUGGAAGUUUGAUUUGAACACAACGUCACAUGUGGACAAGCUACUGGACAAGGAGGGUGUGACCCUGGAGGAGCUGAUGGACGAGGAUGACAUCCUGCAGGAAUGCAAGGCCCAGAACCGGCGGCUGCUGGACUUCCUGUGCCAGCAGCACUGCAUGGAGCAGCUGGUCACCCUCAUCACCCACGAGCCCCCCGUGGACAUGGACGAGAAGGUCCGAUUCAAGUAUCCCAACACAGCAUGCGAGCUGCUCACCUCCGACGUGCCACAGAUCAACGACAAACUGGGCGGGGACGAGACCCUGCUCAACAUCCUCUACGACUUCCUGGACCACGAGCCCCCCCUGAACCCCCUCCUCGCCAGCUUCUUCAGCAAGACCAUCGGGAACCUCAUUGCACGGAAAACAGAACAGGUGAUCUCAUUUUUGAGGAAAAAGGACAAGUUCCUGAGCCUGGUGCUAAAGCAUAUCGACACUUCUGCCAUGAUGGACCUGCUGCUGCGCCUCAUCAGCUGCGUGGAGCCCACGGCACUGCGCCAGGACGUGCUCAACUGGCUGAAUGAAGCCAGGAUUAUCCAGAGACUUGUGGAGCUGAUCCAUUCGAGCCAGGACGAGGAUAGGCAAUCCAAUGCUUCCCAGACCCUGUGUGACAUCAUCAGGCUGAGCAGAGACCAGAGCACUCAGCUCCAGGAUGUCCCGGAGCCAGAUCCACUUCUCACAGCACUGGAAUCGCAGGAGUGUGUGGAGCAGCUCCUCAGGAACAUGUUUGACGCGGAGCAGAGCGAGACCUGCAUCGUGAACGGAACCCAGGUGCUCCUGACACUGCUGGAAACGCGGCGCUCUGGAGUGGAAGGCCUGAUGGACUCAUACACUCAGGGAUUCGAGAGGUCUUACACUGUCAACAGCAGCAUCUUACAUGGCAUCGAGCCCCGGCUCAAGGACUUCCACCAGCUGCUGCUGCGCCCACCCAAGAAACCGGCGAUCCUGACCACGCUGGGGGUGCUGGAGGAGCCGCUGGGGAAUGCGCGGCUGCACGGCUCGCGGCUGAUCGCGGCACUGCUGCACACCAACACCCCCAGCAUCAACCAGGAGCUCUGCAGGCUCGGCACCAUGGACUUGUUACUUGAUUUAUUUUUUAAAUACACGUGGAAUAACUUUUUGCAUUUCCAAGUGGAGCUAUCCAUAGCAGCCAUCCUGUCCCACUCAGUGCACGAGGGGAAGCCCAUCCCAGGGGAACAGGACAGCAAAGAGGAGGCUCUGAGCGGGAGCAUGGCUCCAGAGCCCCCAGUGCCAUCGGAGCCAUCAGAGGCCCCGGCCGGAGCCACCGAGAACGUCAUGGUCACCCACCUGUUCCAGAAGUGCUGCCUGGUGCAGAGGAUAUUGGAUGCCUGGGAAGCCAAUGACAAAAUCCAGGCAGAAGGCGGCAGGAGGAGAGGGAACAUGGGGCACCUGACCCGCAUCGCCAAUGCCGUGGUGCAUAACAUGGAGAAGGGGCCCAUGCAGGCCCAGAUCAGUGACUUCAUCAAAGAGCUGCCAGAGGACUGCAGGGGCAGGUGGGAGAGUUUUGUGGAGGAGACGCUGACGGAGACGAACCGGAGAAACACGGUGGAUUUGGUGAGCACCCACCACCUGCACUCCUCCAGCGAGGAUGAGGACAUUGAAAGUGCUUUUCCCAACGAGCUUACUCUCCAACAGGCCUUCUCCGAGUACCAGAUCCAGCAGAUGACAGCCAAUUUCGUGGAUCAGUUUGGCUUCAAUGAUGAGGAGUUUGCAGACCAGGAUGACAACAUCAACGCUCCCUUUGACCGCAUCGCCGAGAUCAACUUCAACAUCGAUGCUGAUGACGACAGCCAAAGCAGCAGCCGGACUGCAGUGACCCCAGCUCCUGAGCAAAGCUGGAUUUGGUCAGCCCUGAGCCUUGGUCUUAGAGGAGUGUCCCCAGGGAACCUCUGGAAUGUGAUUUCCCUUUGGUCCUGCAGCCCAACGCCUCCCUGUUUGAGGCCUGCUGCAAUGAGCGCAUCCAGCAGUUCGAUGACAAUGAGGAGGAGGAGGAUAUCUGGGAGGAGAAGGCGAUCUCCUACGCAGCCCAAGUCAAGUCCAGGACACGGUUUGGAACAACACAGGCGUCGGAGAGCUCCAAAAGUGACCUGGAGAACGGGGACCACGACGGCAGUGUGGACUCGGAAGAGGAAGAGGAGCAGCAGCCGCUCCCAUCCCUGCACAAGGGCGGCACCCCGGAGCGGAAAGAGUCAGACUCCUCCCAAGGGACUGGCUGGACAGCUGUGUUUGAGCCCGCGAACCCCACGCCACCCGUGGCCAUGGACGUGGGCUCCAGCGUGUGGGACUCGGCCACCCCGCAGAGCAACGCCCCAGAGGAGAAGGGCUGGGCCAAGUUCACAGACUUCCAGCCUUUCUGCUGCUCCGAGUCCGGCCCUCGCUGUAGCUCCCCCGUGGACACCGAGAGAGGCGGCACCGACGGGAGCCAGGCACAGGGCCAGGACAAGAACUCCAGCGCUGCCUCUGCCUGUGUGUGGAACGCGUGUGGGACACGGAAGGCGCCCCUGGUGGCCUCGGACAGCAGCUCCUCGGGCAGCUCCGAGAGUGAUGAUGACGACGACAACAAGGCCAAGGCUGCCACGGAAUCCACGGCACAGGAGCCCGGCAAGGACAGAGCAGCUUCCACCAGUGAGUCGGAGGGAUUGGCUGUGGAGACACUUCCCAUGGGAUCUGGGACCCCCCGAGCACGGAACAGCGUGGCGGCGCACACUGAUGGGCACCAGAGAGUGGCCACUGCUGUCACAACUGCCACAGAGACGGCCACGAGAGACAGGAGUGACGAGGCCUUGUCUUGCGCUGAAGCCACGUUGAACGGCCCCGCUUGAUGCCGCUGCUGCUGCCCUGGGACAUGUGUGAGCCAGGCCAGGCUGCUCCCUGGUGAUGCAAUUUGUCAAUUCUUUAUUAUUUUUUUUUUUCAUUUUAAUUUUAUUUUUUAAUAAAUGCUGCAUUGAUGAGAGCGAGCUGGCGUUCGGGACCAGACACGCAGAUCCAACAGCACCGAUCCGUUCGGAAAGACACUCGGCAUUGUCGAAAUGUAGCAUUGAGUUCAGUCCUCACGGGAAUGACGGGCUCUUCCCAAGCCUUCUGCCUGAUUUGAGUUGUCCCCUUCCCUGUGCCCCUGGUUUUCGUUUUGGAUUUGGGGUUCAGUGCUGUUUUCCCAGUGUUAUUGCACACAGUAUUCAGCUUCUCUUGGGAAGGUAGCAGGUCCAGCGGCAGCCGGGGCCAGCGCACAAAUCCCGCAGCCGUGCGACCAAAGUUCUGAUGGAGCUGUCCUUGGGCAGCCUUUGCACCGCUUUGUAGAGCAAUAAAGCCUUACCAGAAACAUUUCACGGGA